CACGCGCGCACGCAAAUUCACCGUCGACCAGAGUUCAAAUCUUCCCGCAACCGACUCCGGCAGCCGCGGCUCUUUCAAAACCGCUGUAAUAUCCCGGUUAGGAAAGCCAUCCGACGGCUCCUCCUUUAAUGCUUUGCUGAAUUUUAAUAGGAAGAAUGAAAUGCCAAUCGUGUCAGAACAACUGAAAAAGGAGAGAUAGGAGAGGCAGGUCGGAUAUCAGGCUGUUUGGAUGACGAGAUCACAGAACAAGAGCGAGGAGGCUAAACUUCAAUAGUCGUAACCGAAGACGGCUUCAAACGAGCGAGUCCUUGGACAAAGGCCUUUAAGUCAUGAUGCAAGAAGCGGGGACGACAAAGACGACCAGCAACGGAACGGCCAAUCAGAACGGCGUGGCAGCCGAGGGCGGGCUUAAAGACGUGAGAUCCAACGGAGCCGCUCCUUUCUAUGACCACACGGUUGCUGACCUCAUGACGCUUCAACAGCAUCAGGCACUACAAGUUGCAAGACAUCUUAUUCUUAAGCAGCAGCAACAGCAGCAGCAAAGUGGUGCCAUCAAAUCUACAAAAAGCAGUGAGAAGCAACCUGCACUGCAGGUGCCAGUUUCAUUGGCUAUGAUGACCCCUCAAGUAAUAACUCCUCAACAAAUGCAGCAGAUUCUUCAGCAGCAGGUUUUGAGCCCACAGCAGCUCCAAUUGCUCCUGCAGCAGCAACAGGCCCUGAUGUUACAGCAGCAGCACCUUCAGGACUUCUAUAAGAAGCAGCAAGAACAGCUCCACCUCCAGCUCCUCCAACAGCAACAUGGCAGCAAACAGCAGAGCAAGGAGGUUUCUGCUCAGCAGUUGGCGUUCCAGCAGCAGCUCCUUCAGGUUCAGCAGCUGCAGCAGCAGCAUCUGCUCAGUCUGCAGAGACAAGGCCUACUGUCCAUCCAGACCAACCAGAACCUGCCGCUGCACUCUCUCACUCAGGGCGUGAUUCCAGCUGAGCUGCAGCAGCUGUGGAAGGAGGUGACGAGCGCACACGUGAAGGAGGAGAACAGCGCCAAUAACAAUGGCCACCGAGGCCUGGACCUAUCCUCGGCUUCACCCGCUCCUCCCAAAAACCACCUCCUCAACCAGCACUCUACCACCAACGGCCAGUACAGCAGCCACACACUCAAGAGAGAGAGCUCUGCGCUGAAUGAACACACACACCACAGUCACCCUCUCUACGCACACGGCGUGUGUAAAUGGCCGGGAUGUGAAGCAGUCUUUGAUUACUUCCAGUCUUUUCUUAAACAUCUGAAUAAUGAGCACGCGUUAGACGACAGGAGUACGGCCCAGUGCCGAGUACAGAUGCAAGUGGUUCAGCAGCUGGAACUGCAGUUAGCGAAAGACAAAGAACGUCUGCAAGCUAUGAUGACUCACCUACACGUCAAGUCCACUGAACCCAAGGCCACCCCCCAGCCACUAAACCUGGUUUCCAACGCCACGCUGUCUAAGAUGGCCCCCGAGUCAUCACCACCACUGAACCUGCCUCAGACCCCGACGACGCCCACGGCCCCACUCACACCACUCUCCCAGACCCAUUCGGUCAUCACCCCCACCAGCCUGCACAGCGUCGGACCCAUUCGCAGACGCUACUCCGACAAGUACAGCAUGCCCAUAUCGCCAGAUAUCGGCCAAAACAUGGAGUUCUACAUGAAUACAGAUGUGCGUCCUCCCUUCACAUAUGCAUCGUUAAUACGGCAGGGAAUACUGGAGUCACCAGAGAGGCAGUUAACACUAAACGAGAUAUACAACUGGUUUACGCGAAUGUUUGCAUAUUUCAGGCGGAAUGCAGCUACAUGGAAGAAUGCAGUCCGGCAUAACCUUAGUCUGCACAAGUGUUUUGUGCGAGUAGAAAACGUUAAAGGGGCGGUAUGGACCGUUGACGAGCUAGAGUUCCAAAAGAGAAGGCCGCAAAAGAUCAGCGGAAGUCCAGCUCUAGUGAAAAAUAUUCAGACCAGUUUGGGAUAUGGUCCUGCCCUCUCAGCUGCCUUUCAGGCUUCGAUGGCAGAAAACAACAUACCUCUAUACACUACUGCUUCCAUCGGAAGCCCCACUCUUAACUCGCUCGCCAAUGCUUUCCGAGAGGAGAUAAAUGGGGCCAUGGACCACGGCAACAGCAACGGUAGUGACAGCAGUCCUGGACGCUCCCCCCUGCCAGCUAUGCAUCACAUCAGUGUUAAAGAAGAGCCGCUGGACCCGGACGAGCACGAAGGACCGCUCUCCUUGGUGACAGCGGUCAAUCACAGUCCAGACUUUGACCACCAUAGAGAUUACGAGGAUGACCACGGGAACGAGGACAUGCUGUAAGGCUGCUUUCCCUCAGGUCCUCUCCAGUGGGACCAAAAAAUUCAAACUGAAAUCAUCUGUGAGACCACUCCCAACCUAGCAAAUUCAGACUGGAUUCACCAGUCGCUUUUGUCGACAGCUAUGAAACAUGUUCCAUUUUACUCUUAGUGCCAUUAAUCAUGAGAUAAACGUGAGAUAAGAAAA
Trichomycterus rosablanca is the source of this 2516-nucleotide messenger RNA. It is a transcript of the gene foxp1b, whose product is annotated as forkhead box P1b. The record is from RefSeq and is a predicted model, not a curated record. NCBI's taxonomy places the organism in Eukaryota, Metazoa, Chordata, Actinopteri, Siluriformes, Trichomycteridae. The transcript has 20 exons. Gene Ontology annotation, molecular function: DNA-binding transcription repressor activity, RNA polymerase II-specific; RNA polymerase II cis-regulatory region sequence-specific DNA binding. The coding region runs from base 330 to 2333 and encodes 667 amino acids. Gene Ontology annotation, biological process: regulation of transcription by RNA polymerase II. Gene Ontology annotation, cellular component: nucleus.